AGCCAUGGAAAGCUUUUGCUCUAUAGGAGGGGAGGGUGAAGCAAGUCUGAAAUAUUCAAAAUAUUUACAAAGUCUACCACAGCUGUCUAAGACUCAUUUACAUACCCAUUCAAUAGUCAUGUCUUAUUAAACAUGUAAUUUUAAUUUCUGUUUUUUGGCUCCCAUUUCUAUAACAACGGGCUUACAACCAACAUAAAACACAAACGCUUCCCUCUGAGCAGAGUCGAAAAGUUCUAAUUACUUGAUCAUUUUGAGAAAAAGAUUGAAGACCCGAAGAAGAAGCCAUUCGAGUUAGGUGGAAGAAGAAAGAUGAGUCAACAACAUGCUCCUUCGAGUGCUUCGUCUUUAAGUAGUGGACCUACGUUGAUAGGAAUGAUUCGGGCAAGGAAACUUGCCACGAAGAUCAAAAAGAGAGCUCAGUUUCUUGUGGCUGAGAGAAGACGAAUGGAUAACACUGGAAAAGCUGUUACAGUUCAUCGCGACUUCCCGAAAAACACUCGCGUUGAUGACCACCUCGGAAUUGGAAAAUCCUUCCAUAAUUUAAGAAUACAAACUCCAACUCAAUCGAGAUCUCCAAGCGUAGGUUCAAAACAAGGUUAUUCUACGGCGAUUAAUACGAUUCAAGAAGUAAAAAAUACCUACAGAACAGAACCAGUUAAUAGGUUUUCAAGAAAGGAAGUCACAGACGUGAUAGAGGAAGUUCUAAGCGAGCAUCUGGAAGGGCAAACAUACAACUAUGAAUUCUGCAAAGACACGAGUAAAAAACUGUCAGAAGUUAUUAAACAACGAGUGAAAUACAUGGGUUAUAGCCGAUAUAAGUUAAUAUGUGUUGUAUAUAUGGGACAAGUAAAGAACCAAGGUAUGAGAAUCGCUUCACGGUGUUUAUGGAACACGGAGUUUGAUAACGUGGCAGAAGCGUCAUACAGAAACGGUGAACUAUUUGCCGUUGCUACGGUUUUUGGAGCCUUUUAUGAAUAAAUUUAGCUUAAAAUUCCCUAAUUUUUACUGAAUUUUCUACGACUAGAAUACGGUAUUUAAAGAGUAAACUCGUCUGUUCGACAUUUUGAAACACUAAUCAUGAGGUAAAAUACUUUAUAGAUAUGAUGGUGAUAGGGUACCGUGGCUUGGGUCGUUAAUGAAGCUUGACGAUUUGCCAACUUAGCGAGUAGUUGGAUAAUCGCCGAGUGAAUUUUAAAGCCAAGGAACAAGUCUAGCAAAGAUUGAAUACAAAACAUGUUGUUUAAAAGUAAUAGAGAUUACAAAGAGAAUUUGCUGCACGUUGUCACGUAUUUAUUUGUGCAGAAUAAAUAAAUAAAUAAAAUUCUAUCAACUGUAGGUCAUUUAUCUCGAGAAAUAAUAAAGCAGAAUGAAAGGGAGAAAAUUGAAUAAAGAAUUCGUUAUUUUAAGAAAAGGUUGCCAUAUUUCCAAAGGCGAAGACAAAAUAUCUGGUUAGCGUUGUUUUUGUGUUAUAUUUAAUUAUAUUUAAGGUUUUUCUUAUUCAAUACAAAACCCGACUGUUUUGACUCUAAAAAGCAAGAUUCAAACCGGUUGCUUGGUUAGCACUGGUCUAUCGGAAAACAGGUUGGAUAUCACUGAAAGGUGAUAAAUUGUAGACAAUUUUUAUAACUUUUACUCACUAUUAUAAUUAGUUAGAUAAGCUAUAUAUAGUACAGCAAAAUUAAAUCUUAAAAUAUAAUAAAAAACACUUGUAUACUAAAGCAAUUUUGUAGCAAUGCAAAUAUAUAUGACUGAAUUAAAAAUAUUUGGCACUUUGAA
Molecule: messenger RNA, 1776 nt
Organism: Actinia tenebrosa (Australian red waratah sea anemone)
Lineage: Eukaryota; Metazoa; Cnidaria; Anthozoa; Actiniaria; Actiniidae
Product: dynein light chain Tctex-type 5-B-like
Biological process (GO): microtubule-based movement
Cellular component (GO): cytoplasmic dynein complex; cytoplasm
Molecular function (GO): dynein intermediate chain binding
Source: RefSeq, a predicted model, not a curated record